UGCUCCCGUGGCGUGUGCACGUUCAGGUUCUAAACCCAGAGACUAGUCAGCAACUGACUCGUUCAAUAGUAUUUCCAUCUGUCAGUGACUCCCUGACAACUGUAGCUAAAUAUGUCAAAGUUGGAGCAGGUCCUUGUUCUCGAUCCCCCCUCUGAUCUCAGAUUUAAAGGUCCUUUCACUGACGUCGUCACCACCAACCUGAAGCUGAAGAACCCGUCUGACAGAAGAGUAUGUUUCAAAGUGAAGACCACGGCUCCCAGGAGGUACUGCGUACGGCCCAACAGCGGCAUCAUAGAGGCAGGCGCCACCGUCACCAUCUCUGUAAUGCUCCAGCCCUUUGACUACGACCCCAAUGAGAAAAGUAAACACAAAUUCAUGGUCCAGAGCAUCUUUGCUCCGCCUGAUGAGUCUGAACUCGAUGCUAUGUGGAAAGAUGCGAAACCCGACGAUCUCAUGGAUUCCAAGCUGAGAUGUGUAUUCGACCUGCCUUCUGAAAACGACAGAGUGAAUGACGUGGAAGGGAGCAACGACGUUGCGGCGCCCGUGCAGAACUCGUCCAAGGCGGCGGACGGCCCCGUGGCGACGGCAGCGGCGAAGACGGUCAGCGCCUCCAUGGACGACUCGGAGAUGAAGAAACUAUCAGAGGAGUGCCGGAGACUGCAGGCUGAGAUGGGCAAACUGACCGAGGAGAACAGACAACUCAAGGACGACGGCGUGAGAAUGAGAAGGGCUGCCCAGCAUUCCGAUCACAUGACAUCAAAUCAGACAGGCUCCUCCUCCUCCUCCAUGAUGCAACACACCACCGCAGCGUCCCUGCCCUCCCUCCUCGUCGUCAUAGCAGCCAUCUUCCUCGGCUUCUUCGUGGGGAAGUUCAUCUUGUAGACUGGGGGCCUGGCUCUGAAAUGGCACCCCAUUCAUCUUGACCAGGGCCCUCAUACGGAUGAGUCCUAUAAGGGCUCUGGUCAAACAGUAGUGCACUACAUGGGGAAUAGGGUGUCAUUUUGGACGCUGCGUCCCGGGAGACACACAACGCCUGCCGUAUCCCACGACGAUUCCUCAGCUCCGGAAUCAA
Molecule: messenger RNA, 1072 nt
Organism: Salvelinus fontinalis (brook trout)
Lineage: Eukaryota; Metazoa; Chordata; Actinopteri; Salmoniformes; Salmonidae
Product: vesicle-associated membrane protein-associated protein A-like
Exons: 6
Coding region: 112-882 (256 amino acids)
Biological process (GO): neuron projection development
Cellular component (GO): plasma membrane; endoplasmic reticulum membrane
Molecular function (GO): FFAT motif binding
Source: RefSeq, a predicted model, not a curated record